CGAUUGGCAACUGCCAUCAUCACUCAGAGCAGCUUCGAGAUUGUGUGCAGCCGCUCGAGAGAGAACACCCAACCCGGCCAUAAUCGGAAGCUGCAGCCAUGUUUCUAACCAGAUCCGAAUACGACCGCGGUGUGAACACUUUUUCACCAGAGGGGCGCCUGUUCCAAGUCGAAUAUGCCAUCGAGGCAAUCAAGCUCGGCUCGACGACAAUCGGCAUCUCCACCAAAGAGGGCGUGGUGCUAGGUGUGGAGAAGCGCGUGCAUUCCAGCCUGCUCGAGUCGUCUAGCAUCGAGAAGAUCAUGGAGAUCGACAAGCAUCUCGGCGCAGCGAUGAGCGGGCUCGUAGCCGAUGCAAGGACCAUGAUCGACCAUGCUCGCGUCACUAGUCAGAACCAUGCAUUCACGUACGACGAGGAGAUCAAAGUCUCAUCGGUGACGCAGGCAGUGUGCGAUCUGGCGCUGCGCUUCGGAGAGUCGACAGAGGAUGACGAGGCGAUGAUGAGUCGGCCAUUCGGUGUCGCAUUGCUCAUCGCGGGGAUUGACGAACUAGGGCCGCAACUCUACCAUGCCGAUCCGUCAGGGACAUUCGUGCGAUUCGAUGCGAAAGCAAUUGGGAGCGGCUCAGAAGGCGCGCAAGGAGAGCUGCAGGAAAAGUACACAAAGGACAUGUCCCUACACGACGCAGAGUUGCUGACGCUACGGGUGCUAAAGCAAGUGAUGGAGGAGAAACUGGACGAGAAGAACGUGCAGCUCGCCGUCGUCACCCCGCGCACGAGCGAGGACGGCAGGCCGAGCGGGCAGUUCAGGAUACUCAAGGAGGAGGAACUCAAGCCGCUCGUAGAGGCGAUCAAUUGAGCGUCUCGAGGCAGGUGCCGCUGGGCGGGCCAGGAGAGUUUGUACGAUAAGAUGGCAUCCAACGCACCGCAAGCGUAUGAUACACUGCAUUUGCCAUCACG
Molecule: messenger RNA, 955 nt
Organism: Tilletiaria anomala UBC 951
Lineage: Eukaryota; Fungi; Basidiomycota; Exobasidiomycetes; Georgefischeriales; Tilletiariaceae
Product: N-terminal nucleophile aminohydrolase
Exons: 4
Coding region: 99-854 (251 amino acids)
Biological process (GO): proteasome-mediated ubiquitin-dependent protein catabolic process
Cellular component (GO): nucleus; proteasome core complex, alpha-subunit complex; proteasome core complex
Source: RefSeq, a predicted model, not a curated record